GGCCGAGGAGGCAUGAAAUUGCUGCAGAUGCUUCUACGGGGGAGCCCCUGCUGCCCACAGCCUGCGAUCAGCCCGCCAGGCAGGCCUCGGCUUGAGUGCCAGACAGGGGUCCUGCCUGUCCUGCGUGAGACCUGUUGGCUCUGUGCUCUUCCCUGGAGCUGCCAGCUGCCUGGAGAACCCAGCCUCUUCAUGGAAAGCCCGGUGCAGCAGCGCUCUGGUGAUGGCAUCCGACAGUGACGUGAAGAUGCUGCUAAACUUCGUGAACCUGGCGUCCAGCGACAUCAAGGCGGCCCUGGACAAGUCCGCGCCCUGCCGCCGCUCGGUGGACCACCGCAAGUACCUGCAGAAGCAGCUCAAACGCUUCUCCCAGAAGUAUUCCCGGCUCCCGCGGGGCCUCCCCGGCAGAGGGGCUGAACCUCACCUGAAAAGGGGGCCCGAGGACCGGCCCGGGAGGUUGCUGCCCCUCGAAUCUGGCCACGGUUCCAGCCCCGGCGGGGGUGGGGGCUGCAAGGAGAAGGCAUUGGGGAACCUGGACCGGGAGGAAAGCCUCUCUAGGGAGCGGACCCUCCAUGGGCCGGAUCCAGGAGCUGCCAGGCCUGGCCAGGUGCCCAUGAGGAAAAGACAGCUGCCUGCUUCCUUCUGGGAAGAGCCACGGCCCACCCACAGCUACCCCGUGGGGCUGGAGGGGGGACUGGGACCCCGGGAGGGACCUCCCUACGAGGGUAAGAAACACUGUAAAGGCUUGGAGCCCCUGGGGCCCGAGACCGCCCCGGUGCCCACCUCCCCCAGGGCACCAGCUGAAAAGGAGCCACUCAAGAUGCCUGGGGUCUCCCUGGUGGGCCGCGUCAGUGCCUGGAGCUGCUGCCCCUUCCAGUACCAUGGACAGCCCGUCUACCCAAGCCCUCCAGGCGCCCUGCCCCAGAGCCCGAUGCCCAGCCUGGGCCUCUGGCGGAAAAGCACAGCUUCCCCCGGCGAGCUGGCCCACUUCUGCAAGGACAUGGAGGGCCCGGGGCAGAAAGUGUACAGACCUGUGGUUCUGAAACCCAUCCCCACCAAGCCGGCUGUGCCCCCACCCGUCUUCAAUGUCUUCGGCUACCUCUAGCCAGGUGGGGAGGGCCUUGGCUCCCUCCUCUGGCCUGCAGGGUA
Molecule: messenger RNA, 1146 nt
Organism: Bubalus bubalis (water buffalo)
Lineage: Eukaryota; Metazoa; Chordata; Mammalia; Artiodactyla; Bovidae
Gene: FAM181A
Product: family with sequence similarity 181 member A
Exons: 2
Coding region: 221-1102 (293 amino acids)
Source: RefSeq, a predicted model, not a curated record